This is a messenger RNA of Lactuca sativa (garden lettuce), 456 nucleotides long. RefSeq names its product ethylene-responsive transcription factor ERF071. Gene Ontology annotation, molecular function: DNA binding; DNA-binding transcription factor activity. Gene Ontology annotation, biological process: regulation of DNA-templated transcription. The record is from RefSeq and is a predicted model, not a curated record. Lineage: Eukaryota; Viridiplantae; Streptophyta; Magnoliopsida; Asterales; Asteraceae.
AUGAACAGUCCGACAAGCAAUUUCAACGACGAGAAUUCCGCCAUUGUUUCAGCACUCCGGCAUGUGAUUUGCGAUGGAAACAUCGCCACUCCAAGCACAAGCAGUGAUGUAAUCGGAAAUUCUCAGAGUCAACCGUCGCCGGGGGAGUAUGAAAUCUGCGGCGAAUGUGGAAUGCGAAUCCCGGAUCACUGUUUGGGGUGUCAAAUGUUCACCGGAAAUAGUGGUGAAGAGACGGGAAAGAGAACGAAGAAUGUCUACAGAGGAGUUCGUCUCCGGCCGUCGAGGAAAUGGGCGGCGGAGAUAAUGGUUCCGGGAACGCAUGAGCGGAAGUGGCUGGGGACUUUCGAUACUGCAGAAGAGGCUGCCAGAGCUUACGACGUCGCCAAUAUUCAGUAUAGAGGAAAGAAAGCCAAGACCAAUUUUCCGGUGGAGGAGUACUCAGAAAACGCCAACUAG